CUCUCCUCCUCUAUAUAAUUUCCCCUAAUUUGUCCCCACAAAACUCAGGAAAUUGAUCAGUUUUCGAUUUCCUUCCAUCUAAGUACAUAACUACUAGUACUUUUUUGUGAUAGUUCAUGAACAAAAGUUAGCUUUACACUAUGUAAAUCUUGGAUUCGUCGAGCCAUUUUUGUCCAACCCAUUCCUUAUUUUUGGAUUUCAAUAAUUCAUUCCCAUUUGGGUCUUCACCAAAUUAAUCCAACAUUUUCCACUCGAUCGGUACCUAUACCUCCAACUGAAUUUCAGCAAUGGAAUUUAGUAACGACCAAUGUAGUGGUACUGAUGACACCAUCUCCUUGUGUGUCCAAGACCCAUUGAAUUGGGUUAAAGCUGCGGAGUCCUUAAAGGGUAGUCACUUGGACGAAGUCAAGUGCAUGGUGGCAGAGUACCGGAAGCCGGUGGUUCGGCUUGGUGGCGAGACCCUAACAAUAUCACAAGUGGCUGCGAUAGCCACCCGUGAAACUGAGGUUACAGUAGAACUCUCGGAGACUGCCAGGGCUGGCGUGGUGGCAAGUAGUGAUUGGGUGAUGGAGAGCAUGAACAAGGGGACAGAUAGCUAUGGUGUGACCACUGGUUUUGGUGCAACUUCUCAUAGGAGAACCAAACAGGGUGGAGCACUUCAGAAAGAGCUUAUUAGGUUCUUGAAUGCCGGGAUAUUCGGUAACGGGACGGAAUCUUGCCAUAUCCUGCCUCGUUCGACGACACGGGCCUCAAUGCUGGUGAGAAUCAACACCCUCCUUCAAGGGUAUUCGGGGAUUCGAUUCGAGAUGUUAGAAGCUAUGACCAAAUUUCUUAACCACAACAUCAUCCCGUGCUUGCCCCUCCGGGGCACAAUCACAGCCUCGGGCGAUUUGGUCCCUUUGUCCUACAUUGCUGGGCUUCUAACGGGAAGGCCCAAUUCGAAGGCCGUUGGGCCCAAUGGAGAAUCGCUCAAUGCCGUUGAGGCCUUCUGCUUGGCGGGUAUUGAUACCGGUUUUUUUGAGUUGCAGCCCAAAGAGGGUCUUGCGCUGGUGAAUGGUACCGCGGUUGGGUCGGGCCUAGCUUCCGUGGUUCUUUUUGAAGCCAACAUCCUCUCUGUCCUCUCGGAAGUUUUAUCAGCCGUGUUCGCAGAAGUCAUGCAAGGAAAGCCCGAAUUCACGGAUCAUUUGACCCAUAAAUUGAAGCACCACCCGGGCCAAAUCGAGGCUGCAGCUAUAAUGGAACACAUUUUAGACGGCAGCUCUUAUGUCAAAGAAGCCCGAAGGCUUCAUGACAUUGACCCGCUCCAAAAGCCGAAAAAGGACCGAUACGCCCUCCAUACAUCUCCCCAAUGGCUCGGGCCACAGAUCGAAGUCAUCCGAUCCGCAACCAAAAUGAUCGAAAGGGAGAUAAAUUCCGUGAAUGACAACCCAUUGAUCGAUGUGUCCCGUAACAAGGCCCUACACGGAGGAAAUUUCCAGGGUACCCCAAUAGGGGUGUCAAUGGACAACACCCGACUUGCCAUUGCGGCGAUAGGCAAACUCAUAUUUGCACAAUUUUCGGAGCUCGUUAAUGACUUUUACAACAACGGUUUGCCCUCGAAUCUCUCUGGCGGGCGUAACCCCAGCUUGGAUUACGGGUUCAAAGGUGCCGAAAUAGCGAUGGCGGCUUAUUGUUCCGAGCUCCAGUUCCUAGCUAACCCUGUAACCAAUCAUGUCCAAAGUGCAGAGCAACACAACCAAGAUGUGAACUCAUUGGGCUUGAUCUCAUCCAGAAAAACAGCCGAGGCACUUGACAUACUAAAACUCAUGAGUGCGACUUGGUUGGUAGCCUUAUGCCAAGCAAUUGACUUGAGGCAUUUGGAGGAAAACCUAAAAAGCAUAGUAAAAAACACAGUGAGUCAAGUGGCUAAGGGGGUUCUAACCUUGGGUUCAAAUGGAGAACUUCACCCCUCAAGAUUUUCAGAGAGAGAAUUGCUCAAAGUGGUGGACCGGGAGCACGUAUUCGCGUAUAUAGAUGACCCGGUGAGCUACACGUACCCGUUGAUGCAGAAACUCCGACAAGUCCUGGUGGAGCACGCUAUGGCGAACGGGGAGAGGGAGACAAAUCCCGCUACUUCGAUUUUCCAAAAGAUUUGCGCGUUUGAGGAGGAGCUGAAGACCGUCCUGCCCAAGGAAGUCGAAACUGCACGGUGCAAUGUGGAGAGUGGAAUGGCAGGUAUUGGAAACAGGAUCAGGGAAUGUCGGUCGUACCCGUUGUACAAGUUUGUGAGGGAGGAAUUGGGGACGGGAUUUUUGACCGGAGAGAAGGUCCGGUCACCGGGAGAGGAGUUUGACAAGGUGUUCUCAGCCAUUUGUGAGGGGAAGUUGAUUGAUCCUUUGCUGGAUUGCUUGAAGGAGUGGAACGGUGCUCCUCUGCCAAUUUGCUAAUUAAUUAAUUAGGAUAUAUACGUGACAGUCUCUACAUUAUUAUGUGCACAUUACAAUUUACUAGUGCAAUAUUUGUUGUUUUUUUUGUCAGAUGUAAAACUUAAGUUAUUUGACUAGUUUGUACUUGAAAAUAUUUUAUCUCAAUUUGUGUAAGAAGUGUGUAUUUGGUCACCC
Messenger RNA from Rhododendron vialii, 2600 nucleotides. RefSeq names its product phenylalanine ammonia-lyase-like. Gene Ontology annotation, molecular function: phenylalanine ammonia-lyase activity. The transcript has 2 exons. Lineage: Eukaryota; Viridiplantae; Streptophyta; Magnoliopsida; Ericales; Ericaceae. Gene Ontology annotation, biological process: L-phenylalanine catabolic process. Gene Ontology annotation, cellular component: cytoplasm. The record is from RefSeq and is a predicted model, not a curated record. Bases 288 to 2426 code for a protein of 712 amino acids.